ACCAAGGGCGGUCAAUUGGGAUUUAUGUACUCUAUGGCAAUUAGUCUUGGUACGCUAGAUACUCGAGUGAACUUGAUCGUAUCAGGUAGGACCAAGGGGGCUCAUGAGAGUAAGGAAUGUGAUGAGAAUGGGACGAACUGGGAAGGCCAAGUCAGCAGGAAAGAUAUCGAGGACCACCCAGCAAUUCAAGCAGGAAGGCCCAAUAACACCACAGAUGCAGCGCUGUAUCUAAUUAAAGCGGGUUUCGUAACUGGUCGAGAUAUCAUCGUCAAUGGAGGAACUUUGCGCAAGAAAACUGAAGUAUCUAAAGCUUCGUUUACCUAG
Molecule: messenger RNA, 324 nt
Organism: Lindgomyces ingoldianus
Lineage: Eukaryota; Fungi; Ascomycota; Dothideomycetes; Pleosporales; Lindgomycetaceae
Exons: 2
Source: RefSeq, a predicted model, not a curated record